AGAUUCACACGUCUAUGUUCACAACAAGGACUUCUCGCCCCGCGUGCUCUUGUGUGUAUAACUAGUAAGUUUUUAAACAUCAAGAAAUUUUAUAUCAUUCAUUUUCUAUGCAAAGUUAAACAAUAUUGGCACAGAGAGAAGCUGACACGUUUUGGCGUCGUGUGAGGGCUACAUUUAUCGGAGCUGUUGUCCUGUAUGUGUGUGAAGGGCAUGACGGGGCGGGUGGUGUUGGGGUCUGUCCAGACCCUGCGACUCCUGAAUCGGGUUGCUACUACCUGCAUUCUCGCUACCCGGUGUGAGCCUACACUACAGGAAAUCCCCGGUGCCGUGUUUCCGCUGUGGAGGACGCUUCACCAGAGCCCCGCCUUGUGUGCAGGUCACAAUAAGUGGUCAAAGGUGAAACAUAUUAAAGGCCCCAAAGACGAGGAGAGGUCACGACUUAUUAUGAAGUUUGGCUUGAUGAUAAAGACUGCUGUGAAAGAGGGUGGACCCAAUCCAGACAUGAAUGUAAAUUUAGCAAACAUCCUGGAGCAGUGCAGGAACAAGAACAUACCAAAAGCAUCCAUAGAGGCUGCAAUAAAGAAUGCAGGCAAGCCAGCAUCUCCGUACAUGCUUGAAGCUCGAGGACCAGGCGGAUGCUUUCUCCUAAUUGAAGUCUUGACUGACCAGCCCCCACGCAGCCAGCAAGAAGUCAGACGUGUCCUCACUAAAAAUGGUGACACAGCGCCUCACGCCACUACAGAGAGUGGGAUGCUCUCACAGGGAGUAAGCGGUAACUUCUCCAGGAGGGGGGUGGUGGUGGUGCCUGGUCAGAACAUCACAUUGGAUCGAGCGCUGGAACUGGCCAUCGAGGCUGGUGCAGAGGACGUCGAGGAGACGACGGAUGAGGAUGAUGCUCCCAUUCUGCAGUUUAUAUGUGACACUGUGGACCUGUGGAAGGUGCAGGCCUCACUACAGCGGUUGGGAAUGCAGGUGACGUCCGUCGCCUGCGAGUUUGUUCCUCGCACCAUCUUGCCUCUGGACCAGGAGCAGCUGGAUGCGGCUUCCACACUCAUAGAGGCCCUCAGUGAUGUUCCGGAUGUGGUUCGCAUUUGGGAUAACAUCCAGGUUUCAAGCUGAGAGACUGUGGACACUUUCACACAGAAAGAACUGAUACAUUACAGUGCAGUCAAGGAAAAACAUCAAGAGAUGCCUUGAACACACACCAACUUUCUGCAAUUUUGACCCGGUUGGCCUUCCCAAUUUAACAACUAUUUUGUGGGAGAACCAGGGGAAAAACAUUCAUUUGAUCUUAUUUGUUUUUGUACAGAUGUGCUGAAUAGAAAUAAAGGGGGAAAAAACAACCAAAAA
Molecule: messenger RNA, 1350 nt
Organism: Dunckerocampus dactyliophorus (ringed pipefish)
Lineage: Eukaryota; Metazoa; Chordata; Actinopteri; Syngnathiformes; Syngnathidae
Gene: taco1
Product: translational activator of cytochrome c oxidase 1
Exons: 6
Coding region: 196-1119 (307 amino acids)
Cellular component (GO): mitochondrion
Source: RefSeq, a predicted model, not a curated record